Arabidopsis thaliana (thale cress) is the source of this 1296-nucleotide messenger RNA. It is a transcript of the gene CIPK22, whose product is annotated as CBL-interacting Serine/Threonine-kinase. The record is from RefSeq and is marked reviewed. Bases 1 to 1296 code for a protein of 431 amino acids. Lineage: Eukaryota; Viridiplantae; Streptophyta; Magnoliopsida; Brassicales; Brassicaceae. Gene Ontology annotation, molecular function: protein kinase activity; protein serine kinase activity; protein serine/threonine kinase activity. Gene Ontology annotation, biological process: signal transduction. Gene Ontology annotation, cellular component: nucleus. The transcript has a single exon.
AUGGCCGAAGACUCUAAUUCUUCCGAAUCAAUCAUUGUUAACGUCACCGGAGAUGAUAAUAAGUCGGCUUUGUUCGGUAAGUACGAUCUCGGUAAGCUCCUCGGUAGCGGCGCGUUUGCCAAAGUCUACCAAGCGGAGGAUCUUCAAAACGGCGGCGAAAGCGUUGCGAUCAAAGUCGUACAAAAAAAACGUUUGAAAGACGGUUUAACGGCGCACGUUAAGAGAGAAAUAUCUGUCAUGCGCCGCCUCCGUCAUCCUCAUAUCGUGCUCCUCUCCGAAGUCCUCGCCACAAAGACGAAGAUCUACUUCGUCAUGGAGCUAGCCAAAGGUGGUGAGCUCUUCUCAAGAGUCACCAGCAACCGUUUCACAGAGAGUCUUAGCCGGAAAUAUUUCCGGCAAUUGAUCUCCGCCGUGAGAUACUGCCACGCAAGAGGAGUUUUCCACCGUGAUUUGAAGCCGGAGAAUCUCCUCCUCGACGAGAAUCGAGAUCUGAAGGUUUCAGACUUCGGUCUCAGUGCGAUGAAGGAGCAGAUCCACCCCGACGGAAUGCUACAUACGCUCUGUGGAACUCCGGCUUACGUAGCACCGGAGCUUCUUUUGAAGAAAGGCUACGACGGUUCUAAAGCUGAUAUUUGGUCAUGCGGCGUCGUUUUGUUUCUUCUCAACGCAGGCUACUUGCCGUUUCGUGAUCCAAACAUCAUGGGACUCUACCGGAAAAUCCACAAGGCUCAAUACAAGUUACCGGAUUGGACAUCUUCAGAUCUGCGGAAACUCCUCCGCCGUCUCUUGGAGCCAAAUCCGGAACUGCGAAUCACCGUGGAGGAGAUUCUAAAGGAUCCGUGGUUCAAUCAUGGAGUAGAUCCAAGCGAAAUCAUCGGAAUCCAAGCCGAUGAUUACGAUCUGGAAGAAAACGGUAAAAUUCUAAACGCGUUCGAUUUGAUUUCUUCGGCGUCGAGCUCGAAUCUCUCCGGUUUGUUUGGAAAUUUCGUGACGCCGGAUCAUUGCGACCAGUUUGUAUCCGAUGAGAGUACGGCCGUUAUUAUGAGGAAGGUCGAGGAAGUUGCGAAGCAGUUAAAUUUGAGAAUCGCGAAGAAGAAGGAGAGAGCGAUAAAGCUUGAAGGUCCACAUGGAGUAGCUAAUGUCGUCGUUAAAGUUCGCCGGCUAACAAAUGAACUAGUGAUGGUGGAGAUGAAGAACAAGCAAAGAGACGUGGGCUUGGUUUGGGCCGAUGCUCUUAGACAAAAGUUACGUCGUUUGAUUAACCAACCGGUUUAUAAAGUUCCUGACAAACCGUAA